Rattus rattus (black rat) is the source of this 789-nucleotide messenger RNA. RefSeq names its product cystatin-related protein 1-like. The record is from RefSeq and is a predicted model, not a curated record. Lineage: Eukaryota; Metazoa; Chordata; Mammalia; Rodentia; Muridae.
CUCCCCUUUCAUAUCUGAGAAGAAAAUGUGCAAAACCCUACGUGGCACACUGCUCCUACUGGCCAUCUUUGUCCUGUUUCUGAAUUUCAGCCAUGCAACUGCAAAACAUACCAGGGGAGGUAUGGAUAUUUUUAAGAGAAACUUCAUAGGAAAAGACAAACUGAAGGAUGUAUAUGAUGUCUUCAAAUAUCUUUACAACACGCAAACUGCUGAAACAUAUCUCAGCAACAUAAAAUUCACCAUGAACAUAUGGGGAUUUGGUGACUUUGAAGUGGUUAAAACCAAAUGUAGAAAGAUUGAGUCUGACUUCUACAAAUGUUCUUUCCAGGGGGAAUUCUAUACCAUAAAGCGGACUCCUGAAGAAACAAUAUACUAUAUAUCAUUGCCUGGAAGCGUCAGAUGCAGGAAGCUCCUAUCUAAACUGGCCAACUGUCCCUUCGAAGAACAAACAGAACAGCUGAAGAGAGAAAUAUGUUACUUUGUACUGUAUCCUGAUUAUAUUGAGCAAAAUAUACAUGCUGCAAGAUUCGAUUGUUAUGCCAAAUGAGACUCUGAGACUGACUGGCCUGUUACCCAACACUUGCAGACAUCGAUUCUACUUCUGGAAUUCUAAUAUCGAAUCACCCUUCAGUAUGGAUCCCGGGAGUCACAGAGACAUGCAGUUCAGUUAUGUACACCUGAACAAUUGUCUUCCUUUUACAUUUCACAUACUUCUUUUAAAUGAACCAUUGUAAGCCUGCCAUAACAAACCUAUGCUUUGCUCAAUAAAAGUACUGCCAUUCAUCUUGA